Molecule: messenger RNA, 989 nt
Organism: Pseudoliparis swirei
Lineage: Eukaryota; Metazoa; Chordata; Actinopteri; Perciformes; Liparidae
Product: serotonin N-acetyltransferase-like
Exons: 4
Coding region: 159-836 (225 amino acids)
Biological process (GO): circadian rhythm; response to light stimulus
Cellular component (GO): cytoplasm
Molecular function (GO): aralkylamine N-acetyltransferase activity
Source: RefSeq, a predicted model, not a curated record
CUCACGGCAAUAAGCACCUCGCGAUGAAGAGAGCCGUCUUUGUGUCAGGGUGAGAGAGGAAGAGGAGCCGGAACCGCACCGACCCGCGCGCCUCCACGUCCUCCGAGGAGGAGAGAAGGAGUCAGGAGGAGAGAAGGAGGGAGCGCACAGGCCGCUUGAUGUCCGUCGUGGGCUCGCAGCCUUUCAUCAAACCGAUGCAGCGACCGGCCUCGGUGUCCCCGGGACUCCAGAGGAGACACACGCUGCCCGCCAGCGAGGUCCGGCCGCUCAACACGCAGGACGCCAUCAGCGUCUUUGAGAUCGAGCGGGAGGCAUUUAUCUCCGUGUCAGGUGAGUGUCCCCUCCACCUGGAUGAGGUGCGUCACUUCCUCACCUUGUGCCCGGAGCUGUCCAUGGGCUGGCUGGAGGAGGGCCGCCUGGUGGCUUUCAUCAUCGGCUCCCUCUGGGACAAGGACCGACUCACUGAGGACGCGCUGGUCCUCCACAAGCCGCGCGGCUCCACGGUCCACAUCCACAUCCUGGCGGUGCACCGCACCUUCCGGCAGCAGGGCAAAGGGCCCAUGCUGCUGUGGCGCUACCUGCAGUCCCUGCGCUGCCUGCCCAGCGUGCGCCGCGCGCUCCUCAUGUGCGAGGACGUCCUGGUGCCCUUCUACCACAAGUCUGGCUUCAAGGUGCUGGGCCGCUGCGCCAUCACCGUGGCCAACAUGACCUUCACGGAGAUGUGCUACCCGAUCAGCGGCCACGCGUACAUGCGGCGCAACAGCGAGGCCAUCCGCUUCCCGCAGCAUCACGUGACUCUGCCGCUGGCGAACACGGGGGAGCACGCGGACGCGUGACACGGCGACCGCGGAGAAGUCUUUCAUUGAGCAUAAUGGGGGGGGGGGGGGGGGGGCGUGUCAGGUGUUUUAUUGGAGCCCCUCUCAUCUCAUACUGCAUCUGUGAAAUGCUCUUAUCGUGCACAAUAAAGACCAGAAUGUACUCCACUGAAA